AAAGAGUAAAAAUUUUUAUCAAAACUCAAUAAAUAUAUCUUUAUUUUAUAAUUAUUAUGAAAUCUCUUUCAAGUUUCCCUUUUUUCGUCUUAUUCAUUGCUAUCUUUAGCAUAAUAGCUUUUAUGUCACCCGUCGAAGCCGACCAUACUGUAUGGAUCCAUAACAAAUUGGAUAAAGGUACACAGGCUAUAGCUGCCGUUACCUAUACAAAUGAAAAAGAAACUUGGCAUUGGAGUCCCGAUAAUAACGAUGCAAUCUUUGAAAGUUACUCAUUCGCUCACGAAGGUUUCUAUUUAACUGUACCUUCCAAAGUAAGUACGUAUUGGCUUGUUUUUGGUGUUGGUGCUUCGGCAUUUGAAGAAGAUAAAUGGCGGGGUCCAUUCGAAAAUACUCAAGAUCUCUGUUUCCACUAUCAUGGCAACCUUUUUAAAUGGGAACUAUGGCAAUGUUAA
Rhizophagus irregularis DAOM 181602=DAOM 197198 is the source of this 452-nucleotide messenger RNA. RefSeq lists its product as uncharacterized. The record is from RefSeq and is a predicted model, not a curated record. Lineage: Eukaryota; Fungi; Glomeromycota; Glomeromycetes; Glomerales; Glomeraceae.